Messenger RNA from Pochonia chlamydosporia 170, 846 nucleotides. RefSeq names its product Regulatory protein cys-3. Bases 1 to 846 code for a protein of 281 amino acids. Gene Ontology annotation, cellular component: nucleus. Gene Ontology annotation, biological process: regulation of transcription by RNA polymerase II. The transcript has 2 exons. The record is from RefSeq and is a predicted model, not a curated record. Lineage: Eukaryota; Fungi; Ascomycota; Sordariomycetes; Hypocreales; Clavicipitaceae. Gene Ontology annotation, molecular function: DNA-binding transcription activator activity, RNA polymerase II-specific; RNA polymerase II transcription regulatory region sequence-specific DNA binding.
AUGUCGACAUACAACGGUAGACACGGCCCAAACGUGUCGCAAUACCUUCGCGACCUGAACACCAUCAGUCCUCAGGAUACAACCGGUCCUACCGAGGACGCUUUCAAUAUGGAAGACGAUCUUGCCCUCUUCACCAACACUCAGUUCUUUGAUUUCGACUCCGGCCAGAACACCGACUUCCAGGCGCAGCCUGUCAAGGUGGAUGUCGAUAAUGCGACCCGACACAGCUCAACUGCGUCUGGCGACGUUACCCCUGCCCAGACCACAAUUGGCGAUAUGCCCAACCUGGACUUUAUGUCUGGUGACUUCAACUUCACGGACUUCAACAACGCCUAUGGUGCUGCCCCACCUAUGAACGCCUUCCCAGAUGCUGCGCAGGGAUACCAGCCCCUCCAGCCUAAUCACCAGGUUCAGAUUCCCCAUCAACAGCCUCAAUUCCGUCAAGGCAAUGCCCGGGCUGGUGAUAAGCGAAAGCCAGAGGCCAUGGUUGCCGCCCCUACCCCAGUCCCCCAGCAGAUGGACUUUGAAGGUGCUUCUCGAGUAGCUGCAGAGGAGGACAAGCGGCGGCGAAACACUGCCGCUAGCGCCCGCUUCCGUAUCAAGAAGAAGCAGCGAGAGCAGGCUCUGGAGAAGUCCGCAAAGGAAAUGACGGAAAAGGUCACAUCGCUUGAGAACAAGGUUGCCCAGUUGGAAACCGAGAACAAGUGGCUGAAGAACCUGCUUGUCGAGAAGAACGAAGGCAGCGACGACAUCACUGCUCUGUGGAAAGAGUUCACCAAGCAUGCCAGCGAAAAGUCCAAGACCGCCGAGUCAUCUACCACAGAAGCUAUCAAGGAGGAGCGGUGA